Molecule: messenger RNA, 4845 nt
Organism: Salvelinus sp. IW2-2015
Lineage: Eukaryota; Metazoa; Chordata; Actinopteri; Salmoniformes; Salmonidae
Source: RefSeq, a predicted model, not a curated record
UGCCUUGGGUCAUGCGUGUCCAUCUUCUUUAGCAUUCCGACUGGAAACACAGAUGCUUGCACGCACAGCAAAACCUUUCAGCAAAACCCAUUCAACCAACAAGGUAUGUCCUUCCAUCAGGGUCGAGGAGGUGGAGGCUGCCCCAGAGGAAGAGCCCCCACAGGUCAACAUGGGGGUCAACACGGCUCCCACCAAAACUACCGGCCCACCAACCUAGGACCCCCACCUCCCCAGCCGCCAAUGCCCCCCUACCACUACGACCCCCAGGCCCAGCACAGCUCCUCUCACAGCUAUGGUGGCCAAGGAAACAGUGGUGGGGGUGGUUACGUCACUGCACAUUCAGACUACAUGUCUUACCCCCCUCCAGUGCCCACUCAGGGGGGUAUGACGGCCAGUCCCCUCAGCCAGUGCCCUGUACGCCCGCCCUUCCCCAACCCCCAGAGCCACCCCAACUUCCCCCCUCCUCCUCUCGCCGGCAACACCUCUGGAAGCUCCAUAUCUGGGUCUCCAGCGUCAGCUCAGAGUGCUUACCAUUACAUGAUGCCCUCCGUACCCCCUCCACCCUUCCCUCACCCCCCCGGCAUGCCUCCUACCAUGCCUCCACAGUCCAUGAGCUACCAUCAACCCCCCUACUCCAUGAACUACUCCCAUCCUCCAUUCCCUCCUCUGCCCAACUUUAGCCCAGGAAACUACGGCUCCCACCAGGGUCCCAGCUCCUUCAAGCCAGACCAUGGGGGCUUCAGGCACAGUCCUCAUGGAGGAGGAGGGCAGCAGUAUAAGGCUGAGAAACAACAGCAAAUGGACGACAGGGGUCAGAGGUCACCGGAGAGAGGCAGAGGGGGUCGCCAUGACGACCACAGGCAGCAGAAGGGUGGCUAUGCUUACGGCAGUCGUGGUGGUGGUGGCGACAGACACAAGAUGGACUUCCCCAUGAACCAGAGAGGGAAGGACCGAGGCAGGAGUGAGGACAGACGCAAGCCGGAGGGAGGGAGACAUCGGUCAGAGUACGAACAGCGUGGGAGGACUCCUCCUACCCGUCACCGGAGUCGAGAACGCAGCAGGGAGAGGCAUCGCCACAGAGACAGUCGGAGGUCUCCGUCACCUGACCGACACAGGAAGAGACCUAGAAGUCGGUCAGGCAGCAGAGAGAGGAAGCGUGGUCGCUGGGAGGAGGAGAGGGACCGGAGGUCCGACGGACCGGGGAUGAGCAGAGACAGAGAGCGCAGCUAUACCUCCGUCAGGAGCCGAGACACAGAGCCUGAAAGGGAGAAAGGGGAGGGAGAUGAGAGAGAGGAGGAUGAGUUGCUGAAGCCUGCGUGGAUCCGCUGUACCCAUGCUGAGAACUACUACUCCAGCGAUCCCAUGGAUCAAGUGGGUGAUUCUACGGUGGUGGGGACCAGUAAGCUGAGGGACCUGUACGAACGCUUCGAGGAAGAGCUGGUCAAGAGACAGGAGCGUGCUCAGUCGGCCCGGCCCAAAUGGGACCCCCCCAAGACCAAGCUAGAUGAGGAGCCCGGUACUGUAUUGAUAUCAGAUAGUAUCCCCAAAGAGGAGUGCCACAGUCACAGCAGCAGCGAGUCAGACUGCGAGUCUGAAGGGGGAGGCAGUACCUGCUCCAGCAGCUCUGACUCCGACGUGUUUGACGUGAUCGCUGAGAUCAAGAGGAAGAAGGCCCAUCCAGACCGUCUGCAUGACGAGCUGUGGUACAACGACCCAGGACAGAUGAACGAUGGGCCGUUGUGUAAGUGCAGUGCCAAGUCCAGACGCACAGGGAUACGCCACAGCAUCUACCCUGGAGAGGAGUCGGUGAAGGAAUGUCGUCCAAUGAACAACAACUCUGGGAAGCUCUACCACUACAGAAUCACUGUGUCUCCACCUACUAACUUCCUGACGGACAGGCCCACGGUUAUUGAGUACGAUGACCAUGAGUACCUGUUCGAAGGCUUCUCCCUCUUCUCCCACAUGCCUCUCACUAACAUUCCAUUGUGCAGAGUGAUUCGUUUCAACAUAGAUUACACCAUUCACUUUAUUGAAGAGAUGACACCAGAGAACUACUGUGUGAAAGGACUGGAGCUGUUCUCUUCCUACCUAUUCCAGGAUAUACUGGAGCUCUAUGACUGGAACCUCACAGGUCCAGAGUGGGACAACCAAUCUCCUGGAUGUCAGAAGUUCCACUUCAUGCCUCGCUUUGUCCGCUUCUUACCUGACGGCGGUAAGGAGGUGCUCUCCAUGCACCAGGUUCUCCUCUACCUCCUGCGGAGCUCCAAGCCUCUGGUCCCUGAGGAGGAGAUAGCUGACAUGCUGCAGUGGGAGGAACUGAAGUGGCAGAAGUACGCAGAGGAGUGCAAGGGCAUGAUCGUCACCAACCCUGGCAUGAAGCCUAGCUCUGUGCGUAUUGACCAGCUGGACAGAGAGCAGUUCAAUCCAGAGGUCAUCACCUUCCCCAUCAUCGUCCAUUUCGGGAUCCGGCCCGCCCAGCUCAGCUACGCUGGGGACCCCCAGUACCAGAAGCUGUGGAAGAGCUAUGUGAAACUACGCCACCUGCUGGCUAACAGCCCCAAGGUCAAGCAGAUAGACAAGCAGAAGCUUACACAGAGGGAGGAAGCCCUUCAGAAGAUCCGCCAGAAGAACACCAUGCGCCGGGAGGUGACCGUGGAGCUCAGCAGCCAGGGCUUCUGGAAGACUGGCGUCCGCUCUGACCUCUGUCAGCAUGCUAUGAUGUUGCCAGUGUUGACCCACCACAUCCGCUACCACCAGUGUCUGAAGCACUUGGACGACCUGAUUGGCUACGUCUUCAAGGAGCGCUGUCUGUUACAGUUGGCCAUGACUCACCCCAGCCACCACCUGAACUUUGGCAUGAAUCCGGACCACGCCCGUAACUCCCUGUCCAACUGCGGCAUCCGCCAGCCCAAGUAUGGGGACAGAAAGGUCCACCACAUGUACAUGAGGAAGAAGGGAAUCAACACCUUGAUCAACAUCAUGUCUCGUCUUGGACAAGAUGACCCCUCCCCCUCCAGGAUCAAUCACAACGAGCGGCUGGAGUUUCUCGGCGAUGCCGUCGUGGAGUUUCUCACCAGUGUUCAUCUGUACUACCUGUUCCCCAGUCUGGAGGAAGGAGGGCUCGCCACCUACAGAACAGCCAUUGUACAGAACCAGCACCUGGCCAUGCUAGCAAAGAAACUGGAGUUGGAUCGCUUCAUGCUGUAUGCCCACGGCCCAGACCUCUGUAGGGAGUCAGACCUGAGGCAUGCCAUGGCCAACUGCUUUGAAGCACUCAUAGGAGCGGUAUAUUUGGAGGGCGGUCUGGAGGAGUCUAAGCAGCUGUUUGGGAGGCUGCUUUUCAACGGAGAGGACCUUCGAGAAGUGUGGCUCAACUACCCGCCCCAUCCUCUGCAGGUGCAGGAGCCGCAGACGGACAGGCAGCUGAUCGAGACGUCUCCGGUGCUUCAGAAGCUGACAGACUUUGAGGACACCAUCGGUGUUAUGUUCACACACUGUCGCCUGCUGGCCAGAGCUUUCACACUGAGGACCGUGGGCUUCAACCACCUCACACUGGGUCACAACCAGAGGAUGGAGUUCCUUGGAGACUCCAUCAUGCAGCUGGUGGCUACAGAGUACCUCUUCAUCCAUUUCCCCGACCACCACGAAGGACACUUAACGCUGUUGCGUAGCUCCUUGGUCAACAACCGUACCCAGGCCAAAGUUGCAGAGGAGCUGGGUAUGCAGGAGUUCGCAAUCACUAACGACAAAACUAAACGGCCAGUGGCCCUCCGGACCAAGACCCUUGCUGACCUGCUGGAAUCUUUCAUCGCGGCGCUCUACAUCGAUAAGGAUCUGGAGUACGUUCACACCUUCAUGAACGUCUGCUUCUUCCCUCGACUGAAGGAGUUUAUCCUAAACCAGGAUUGGAACGAUCCUAAAUCCCAGCUCCAACAGUGCUGCCUGACACUGCGCACGGAGGGCAAGGAGCGAGAUACCUUAAAGACCCUGCAGACAGUGGGGCCGUCUCACGCGCGAACCUACACUGUGGCUGUGUACUUCAAAGGAGAGAGAAUAGGCUGUGGCAAGGGCCCAAGUAUCCAACAGGCGGAGAUGGGAGCUGCUAUGGACGCACUGGAGAAAUAUAACUUCCCUCAGAUGGCUCAUCAGAAGCGCUUCAUCGAGCGGAAAUACAGACAGGAGCUGAAAGAGAUGAGACGAGAGAGGGAUCGCCAGGAGAAGGAGGGGGACGAGCCAGAGGACAGCAGGAAGUAACAGAGCCCCUCUCCGACCAAUCGAUAUGGACAGAGAAUUUUUUCGACCAGUCAAGAUGGACGAUAUUGGUGCAAAAAAAAUAGGUGCAAAAAGUGGAGAGAUAAACUAUUUCCAAAUACUCUGAAUUUCUAAAGAAAAUAUGUCCUUUCCUCGACUACUCUCUUCGAUUUGACAGGUGGAAACAAUGGAAGCUUAUCAUAAGGCUAACUUUCACCUGGUCAGUUCAUUCAUAACAAUUGCAAGGAAGGAGAUGAUUGCGAGGAGAGGACAUAUUUUUGGGACAAUUCAGAAAGAGCACUAGUCUGCAGUACACACCCUCUACUGUCUCGUCCCAUUGGCUUGAGGAUUGCCUUGCAUUUUUUAGCGUUUGUUGUUUUGUUUUGAGCUGCUUUUAUGUGUCGGUCUUAAUCAAUUGCAUGUUGAUUAUGUACAGUCACGUUUUAAACUAAAUCUAGAACAUGGUUGGUCGUCGAUCAUGGUUAUAAUGAACGGCAACACCAGAAAUGCUUUGUUUUAAAAAAUUGUUUUUAUUUGUACCACAAGUGACAUUGAUAAUAAUUGUUAUUAAUAAAGGUAUUUGAUUUGUCAUCA